Messenger RNA from Pectinophora gossypiella (pink bollworm), 922 nucleotides. RefSeq names its product histidine-rich glycoprotein-like. The record is from RefSeq and is a predicted model, not a curated record. Lineage: Eukaryota; Metazoa; Arthropoda; Insecta; Lepidoptera; Gelechiidae. The transcript has a single exon. The coding region runs from base 96 to 821 and encodes 241 amino acids.
ACUAUACUAUUGGCAAUAGUAUAUAAGCUAAGAGAAAACAGCAACGGGUAUCAUUUGGCAAUCAUUGCCCAACACAACCAGGAGAACAGGACAACAUGAGAACUCUAGCGUUGAUCUGCUUAGUAGCGGUGGUGGUUGCAGUGUCCGCCAGGGACAUGCGCUACAAGAGGGAGGCUGACCUGGAGGCGGCGGGCUCCGCACACUGGGAGAAAGGUGGUGGCGGUGAGCACCACGGGGACCACCACUCCGAGCACGGCGCCGGAGGCGAGAAGGGAUACAAGGGACACCACGAGCACCACCACGGCAAGCACGGACACGCACACCACGAAGGACACAAAGGACACUUUGGUGAAGAGGGCGGACACAAGAAACAUCACCACCAUGAUGACGGAUAUUACGGCGAGCACCACCACGGCGAGAAGGGUGAGCACGGACACGGCCACGAGGAGCACGGGCACUGGCACAAGGGACACGACACCAAGGGACACCACGGCAUCCACAAAGUAGAUGAGUUCAAGAAGGACAAGCACUUCCACGACAAGCACGGAGAAUCUGGCUUCGAAGAAGGCUAUGGCGGUUUCCAUCACGAGGGUGACUUCAAGAAGGGCGGCCACUUCCACAAAGGCCACAAGCACGGCGGACACCACGAACAUGACUUCGGUAAGAAGGGUCACCAUGAGGAGGGCGGUCACCAUCACGAGCACAAGGGCCACCACGGCGAUGAGGGCCACCACGAGCACCACCACCACCACGACGGACACGGCAGCAAGGGCGGACACGAGGACCACAAGGGCUGGGACUGGCAGAAGGGACACAAAUAAUUUAAUAGGCAUGUUAUAAAUUAAGAUGAGGAUAUUUGUUAUUGUUGAUAUUUUGUGAUACUGGAAUAAAUGUUUUACGCAUUAUUUUUAUAAUCAACUAA